AGGCUGCUGCCUUCAGCAGGCUACUGUAGUCCCUCCCUUCCUCUAUAAAUCCCUCCAUCUGAGCCUCCAGGGACUGUUUAUAUCUUUAAGGUGGAGAGGACAAACAUGAGGACCACAGCUUGGACCUUUGUUGUUUUAUCGUUUGCUUUGUUAGCAGCAGCAAAGGUGGCAGAGAAAUGCUCCGCUCCGCUGGAAUACCCGCACACCCGACUGAGUGAGAAAUUCAGCUCCAGACAGGAGUUCAGCAGCGGGGAGAAGGUCUACUACAGCUGCGCAGAGGACUUCACUCCAUCCAAGGGGAGCAGAUCUGUAGAGUGUCACAAUGGGAAGUGGAGCCGGCUGACUCUAAAAUGCGAGAAAAUAUCAUGUGGCAGUGCCGGGGAUCUCCCCAAUGGAAACUUCCGUUAUGAAGGGCAAACAUACGUGGGGGAAAAAGUUUUUGCCGAAUGCAACAAAGGAUAUAUUCUGAAGGGGAUGAGCUAUAUGAUAUGUAAGAAGUCUGGAUGGACUGGAGAAUUCCCGUCCUGUGAAGUCUCUUCAGGAAAGGAAAUAACUUGCUCCAGUCCUAUGGUGGAAAACUCGGUGCAGAAAGGCGGAGAAGCUUUGGUGCACCGGGUUGGGGACACCAUGAGCAUCACCUGCAACACCGGAUUCAGGCUGGAUGGAGCAGAGAAGAUCAUCUGUGAGGCUAAUGGCCAGUGGCAGCCUAAGCCCCCCCAGUGUUUACCCUCCCCUGAAAAAGCUCAAAUGUCAUUAAGCAGACCAACUGGUGGCUGCGGUCCACCACCCACGGUCAGCAGCUCCAAUGCCAACCUUAUUGACAGGUACAUCACAAUGACAUCGUUUUCCUCUGGCGACAAAGUCUACUACACCUGUAAUGUGGGAUAUACUCCAGUGGGUGGCAGCAGGACUCGGAUAUGUGCCAGUGGAAAAUGGACGCCGUUGAAGCUCAAGUGUGAACGGAAGCUGUGUGGCCAUGCAGGAGAGAUUUUAAACGGACAGUUUGUUUACACUGGUGUAGAGUUUGGAGACACAGCCACAGCUGUGUGUGAUGAGGGGUAUAUACUGGUAGGAAGGGCUACAAGGCGCUGCUUGAGCGACGGCUGGGAUGGUCGUCCUGCUGUCUGUGAAGCUGUUGAAUGUCAGGAACCAACAGAGACAAACGCGGUAAGGAAAAACUAUGAUGAGCCGCCGUACACGUACAGGAAUGUGAUCCUCUAUGGGUGUCAAGUGGGAACCCUUCUGGGGUCGAGAGAGAUAUGGUGCACCAAGAAUGGAACAUGGAGCUCACCUCCUCCUCAGUGCAAAGUUAUAACAUGUCCACCACCAAAUAUUCCAAACGCCUACUGGAUUAACUCCAACAAGCAGACCUAUCGUCCAAGGGAGACAAUUGAUUCGUUUCGAUGCAGACGUGGCUACAUUCUCACUGGAUCAAAGCUCAUCACCUGUAGCAUGGGGGGGCAGUGGUUUCCCAGCCCUCCCCAGUGUCAGCCCAGAAUGUGGAGGGGCUAAUCUGCUGCAACAACUUCGAUACUGCAAUCUGUAAUGCUGCUGGCAAACACUUUUUCCUAAAAACGAUAAUACAAGUAUUUUCUCUAAAACUCACAAUGCAAAGCUUUCAACGUAAUUAUUGUUAAAAUCAACCUUUAAUAAUGCACUGUUUAAUAUUUUGUCCUGUGUACAAUCAUUUAUAAACACAUUAAAUACAUUGAAAAGUAAGCUGAA
This is a messenger RNA of Cyprinodon tularosa, 1725 nucleotides long. RefSeq names its product C4b-binding protein alpha chain. Lineage: Eukaryota; Metazoa; Chordata; Actinopteri; Cyprinodontiformes; Cyprinodontidae. The transcript has 11 exons. The record is from RefSeq and is a predicted model, not a curated record. The coding region runs from base 106 to 1512 and encodes 468 amino acids.